Messenger RNA from Cephus cinctus (wheat stem sawfly), 4954 nucleotides. Its product is annotated as ATP-binding cassette sub-family A member 3. The record is from RefSeq and is a predicted model, not a curated record. Gene Ontology annotation, molecular function: ATP hydrolysis activity; ATP binding; lipid carrier activity. The transcript has 29 exons. The coding region runs from base 296 to 4891 and encodes 1531 amino acids. Lineage: Eukaryota; Metazoa; Arthropoda; Insecta; Hymenoptera; Cephidae. Gene Ontology annotation, biological process: lipid transport; transmembrane transport. Gene Ontology annotation, cellular component: intracellular membrane-bounded organelle; membrane.
UCAGAAUGUAGAAAGAUUUUCCAGAGAAGACAUUUUCAAUCGUUUUCCAAAAGUGACGCAAUGCUGGUACACUCCAAAGCAUAAAUUCGCGAAUGAUCUAAUAUCAAAAGUUUCCGAUCUGCUAAAUAUAAAAAUAUCAGCAGCCACAAGCGAGAGAGAAUUGAUCCUGUCGCAUCGUUCGAAAAAUUACACAGGCAAUGUAUUUUGGGUGAUUUUCAAGAUUGAUAACGAAACCACAGAAAAACCAAAAUUACUUGAUUACAAGAUCCGCUCCUCAGAAAUCGGUCGCAAUCGCAUGAUAAUGUUUAACGACGAGGAACCAUCGGAUGAUGAUCCAUAUAUAAUCAGCGGUUUCAUGGCCUUGCAAAUGGCGAUCGAGAGUUCCUUCGUUGACAUGUGGCGCGAUCAAGAGAAGCCAAUUGUUGCGAAGCAAUUGAUCCUGGGUCGUUUUCCCUUUUACAAAAUAAAUUUUUUAAUAAUGCCAUCCGUCACCAGACCCAAUGUCAGUGUAAUCUAUUACAUGACGGUCGUAGCUUUUUUGCUCCUGCCAAUUGCCACUUUGCAGAAAAUCAUUCAUGACAAGAAAACAGGUUUUCGAGAGCUAAUGCGCAUGAUGAAUAUAUCUAUCACGGUUUUAUAUAUCGGAUGGAUCUAUUACCUGAUGAUCGUAGCGAUUCCAGUAACCAUCGUCACAACGGCACUUCUGUAUCCUGUUUAUUCCAACAGCAAUCCAGCAACUAUUGCUAUUUUCAUACUGACGUAUAUCACAAUGACCAGCUGCUUUAUGUUCAUGAUAGGCACGUUUUUCAAUCAAGCGAUAAAGGCACUGAUAACGAGUCUGCUCCUCUGGUUAUUAUUGGCACAUCUGACUAUCGUGCUGGAUCAAUUUUUGGCAAAUUCGUCGAUCUACGCCAAAAUCUUAUCCUUAGCGUUACCUCACAGCGGGCUACUUUACGGUAUAAUAACGUUUACGUCAAGCGGACAAAUUGGCGAGCUGUCGAGCAGAAAAUUGGCUAGACUGCAAAUGGAAGCGAAGACGAGAAAAAAUUUCGAAUACCAUGACGUCUACAAUAUAAUUAGUGCCAAGGAUAAAAUUUCAAUUGGUAUCAUUUUGACAUCCUGGGCAGUCCAUAUUAUCAUCUGGAGUCUCCUGACUGUUUACAUGGAUAAUAUAAACCCAGGAAGAUUCGGCAGUGCCAAACCCUGUUAUUACCCAUGCAAAAAAGGUAAAAAAGUUCUUCAGGAUUUCGAUACAACACUGAGAGGUACUACCAACUGGUCAGCCGUCGAGCAGACGUCAUCGAAAAUCAUACCAUCGAUCAGAGUGAAGAAAGUGACGAAGAAAUUUGGCCGGCUGAGCGAAAAAAUUGUAGCUGUCAACGAGAUGUCGAUAGAUUUUUAUCACGGCGAAUUCAACGUUCUACUGGGACACAAUGGAGCUGGAAAGAGCAGUCUUUUGAAGAUGAUAAUAGGCACGUACAAACCAAAUCGUGGACAGGUUUACAUAGAAGGCAGAGAUUACAACUUGGACGAGGAAUCAGAUGGACACUUAAUUGGUUACUGUCCUCAAGAGAAUAUCUUGGUUAAUUAUCUGACAAUUGUGCAACACCUCUACAUGUUCGGAAUGAUGAAAGGCAUGUCGUACAAGAAUGCCAAUGUAGCAGCACUAGAUCUUUUGGACCAGCUUGGUUUGACAGCUGUCAAAGAUUCUAAGACCAAGAACUUCUCGUUUGGUAUACAGAGACGCGUGUGUCUGGCAAUGGCUUUGAUUGGUGGAGCAAAGAUACUGAUUCUGGAUGAACCUACCUAUGGAAUUGAUCCAGAGUACAGAAGACAAGUCUGGGACAUACUGUCGUCGAUAAAGAAGAAUAAGACUAUCAUUAUGGCUACGAAUUCCAUGGAGGCUGCAGAUAUUCUGGCGGAUAGAAUUGCCAUAAUAGCUAACGGCAGGAUUGAGUGUUACGGGACGAAAAUGUACCUUAAUCGACGCUAUGGGAUUGGAUUCGUGCUUAGUAUAGUAAUUCAGGAAGAUUGCGACUUGGAUAACCUGCACAUAGAAAUACAGCAAUAUUCGUCUCAACCGGUAAAACUCAGGAGCACUAUGGGUCUGGUUGUGAGAUUUGAUCUAGCGCGUGGAACGAGAAUGACGAAAUUGUUACAAUUCCUCGAGCACAACAAGGAGGAAUUGCAAAUUAAUUCCCUGGCCGUUAAUGCAGCCAGCAUCGAAGGUCAAUUUCUGAGAAUUGGUCUGGCGAGUCAGUACAGAGAACGUCGCGUGUACUUGCCGUUUGACAAAUACGAAGGAAUUACGCAAAAGAGAAGAAGAGAUCUGUUACACUCGGAGAAAACUUGGGAGCGUCUUAACGGUCGAAUUUUAUGGCGUCAACAGGUCUUGACUAUGUUUUACAAAAAAUUCUUACAUCUUCUUUCUUCGUGGAAGCUUUACGUGUUCUCCAUAUUCUUGUCCUUUAUAGCCUGUGCUCUAACUAUGAUGAUCAGCGAAUUGGGUACUUUAUUCAUAUUCCGAACAGCAGAGAUGCACAUGAAUGUCACAAAAUACACGGCGAACAAUUAUCGAAUGUUGUAUUAUGCAGCCAAUACUGGUAAUACCAAAACAUUUCUACAUUCGUUAUAUACAACUGGCCAGACGUACAAUAAAUUGGGAAAUUUUCACAUCUCAAAAAAUAUCACCUCCUCAGACUUAAUGAUACAUCCGAAUCUGCAUUCGAUAGAGUUCAGAGAUCGAUAUUUCAUAGCUGUUGAUAUUAUGAAAAAAGCACGUGUAGACUUAAUGUACUCGUCGACGGCAGUGCACAGUGGACCCAUAGCAAUAAACCUAUUGCACAAUGCAUUGCUGCAUUAUUAUACAGGUUCGUCCAAUGUAAAAAUCAAAUUGAACAGCCAACCAAUAGUGGAUCCAAGAUUGUGGCAGCAUCGUUUGGUCCAUCCGCGCAGUAUACGAAAUUGGGAAAACGUAGCUAUAGCAGUGUCUUUGCUGUUAAUUAUACCGACUAUAGACAUGGUGACCAAAGAAGUCAAAUCUGUAUCGAAAGUUCUCCAACUGAAUACAGUUGGAAUGACAACGCUGCUCUACUGGAUGCCUAUUUAUAUUGUAGAUAUUGUACUGUAUGCCAUUUCACUUCUUGUUACGUCACUCAUGGGCCUUUUGACGUACAGCAGUGCUAUUCGUAUUACUGGAAUCGAAUUUGUUCAAGGUUUCAUGAUCUUCUUGUGUUAUGGCGUUGCCGCCAUUCCAAUUGGAUAUUUGAUACAAGUAUUUUCUCGUCGUACCAAUACCGUUUAUAUGAUUCUGAUUUUGAUGAACCUUGUGAUUGUGUUGUUGAUAAAUGCAUCUGUUACUCUUCCAUUACUGGUGCACUUGCUUGGUAGUACUGGCAAACUUAUUCUUGAAAUAAUUCUACAUGCUUUUCCGCCGUAUGUAUUAUCUUGUAUUAUCAGUAAUUAUAUUACACUGAGCUUGUAUAAUAAGCAGUGCAAAAUUCACAACGCGUGCGGAACCGAUUUGGGUCUUGAGGAUCCAUGCUGCCAGAACUGUAAAAAUCAGAGUUGUUACCAACCACUGAGCGUUAUAUUCACUAAACAAUCUGGAGUGAAUUACUUUCACUCGAUUGCCGAGGAUAUCUUGAUAUUGAUCUCGCAAGCUUUUCUGUUUAACUUAUUGCGCGAAAUUUUCGAGGACAAGAAUAGAAUGAAAUGGUACAAAAUGUUUUCGAAUGACGCGCAAGUAAUUGAUCAACGGGUGCAGCCGGAAAUUCUUAUAGAGAAGGAGAAAGUUGAUAAACUUAUGAAAGUAUAUGAAAUGGAAAAUUGUCUACCAGGCAACAUUGCAUUAGUAGUUCAAAAUCUGUCAAAAAAAUAUGAAAACGUUACCGUUGUUCGCGGCAUUAAUUUUACUAUCAAAAAACAGGAAUGUUUUGGAUUACUUGGGGCAAAUAGUUCUGGCAAGUCGACCAUCUUCAAAAUGCUGACUGGUCAAUCAAGAAUAAAUACUGGAAGAGCAGUGAUACGCGAUUGGGAAUUAACGCGAGAUCACGAUAAAUUUAUAGGCAUGACCGGUUACUGUCCUCAAAUCGGUGGCUUAAACCUAUUCCUAACGGGUCGUCAAAACUUGGAAAUGUUUGCAGCACUUCGUGGUAUACCGUUUCGAAAUAUUGCAGAGGAAGUAAACAAGUGGUUGGACAUUUUUGAUCUUUUGGAUUUUGAAAAUAUGAAAAUAGAAUCUUGUCCUUGGGGGGUUCGAAGGAAAAUAUGUAUUCUUCAAUGUUUAAUAGGCGACUUGCCAAUAAUACUGUUGGACGAACCUUCUUCGGGCAUAGACAUCAUGACUAGGCACGCAUUGUGCGACACUUUGCAUCAGAUGCGCGAAAUGGGAAGAUCACUUUUAGUCACCACUCACAAUAUGGAAGAGGCUGAGGCUUUGUGUCUGCGCGUUGGUAUUUUGGUUGAUGGUCAGUUUAUUGCUUUGGAUUCGUGUGAAAGUCUCAAGCAGAAACAUGGAAGCAACUUUACUUUGCGAAUCAGAUUGCACACGGAAUUCAAACAAGAAACGCUUGACGCUGUCAUGAAAACUAUUGAGGAAGCAUUUCCAAAAAUCGUAUUCAAAGAUAGACAUCUGGCAAUUUUGAAGUAUGAAUUGCCCAGUGAUAUUCCGUAUAGUAACGUUUUUGAGAAAAUUGAGAAAAUAAGAAUACGUCAUGCUACAGUAAUGGAUUUUUCUUUGAAUCAGCCGAUGAUGGAACAAGUAUUUUUGGCAUUGAUGAAGGAACGUAAUGAGAAAAUGAUUGAUGAUGAGAGAAAAAAUGUAUUAUCACGUUUGUGGAAAAUUUUGUUAUCUAGAAUGGCAUUCUUUCGGACAAUUUAUACUUUAUAAGGUUUGCAUAAUAUUGGUUAAAAAACAGCUAUAAUUACAAAUUAUAAAAACAUUUUUAUUGUA